CUCUAAGUUACGCCUCUGCCAACACGUCUCUUUCCCUCGUCUGUGACAAACUGUGCAAUUCCGUGCUACUAGUCCACCAAACGAUGCGGCUCAUUUUUUUAAUGACGCUCGCCGGGGCGUUGGCUCUCGACUCAUUAAACGCUAACGAACGCGUGCAGUUUGGAAACAAAAACAUUGCCGACCAUUCGAACUCGGCCACGUUCGUUCUCGAUGGGAAAUUCACUGUGCAAUUACUUGUGAGUAUUGAACCGGCGGAAGAAGAAAUUGUCGGAAGGCGGACGGUUUUCGCUAAUCGACGGAGACCGAAUCGGAAAGAAGAAAUGUCUUCUAAUUGUAAAGAAGAAUUCUCAUUGCAAUUAGCGGAUCAAGACGCCAUACUUCGAACUAAAGUGGUUCAUAAAAAUGAAGGCCAAAGGAAAACAUUUGGCCCUAAAAAUAGAUUUCAUCGUUUGCCGACGACAACAACUCGCUACCCAACACCCACAAACUCGGGAGAAGAUCUGCCGUGGGAUUCACGUAAAACUAAAAAUGUUAAAGGAUCAGUCAUGACGGCAUUGAAGAGGACAUUGCCUACGAGGCCACGAAUCAAUCGAAUUCGAACAACUACGUUGCGUAGUCCUGUUUCUACGAAUUCUAGGAAAACCCAUUUCGCAGUAGAACAUGGAUUUGAUAAUGGCCUCAAUAAAUCAAGGGCAGUGCAAAAUCAAAACCUAGCGGCGGUGACAGUGGCCGAAUUCCAAAAGCAACAAAAAGAAGUUGACGCCAUAAACUUGGAAAUUGCAGCUAAUGAAAAGGUGAACGCAACUCAAUCGACCGAUGCCUCUUAUUCGGACCUUAUUCAUUCGAAAGAAGAGCCGCAAGUUCAGGCUCCUAUUUUUCAAAACACUAGCGCAGGACAUGAGUCCGCCAUUGAACGACAACCAACUACAGAGAUUAUGCCUACACAAACAGUUGAUAUUAAGUUGCCAUUGCCACUAAACUGGAGAAAGCCAAUCGCUAAGGAACCCGACGUUUCUGACGUUACUCAGGAGCCCGAAGGGCAAGUAUUCCCUGUGAAUGAAACGCUAAUUGUGCAAGAUGCCCAAAAUUCAUCGACAACAACCAAGCCGGUUUUGAAGCAUUCGAAUGACGACAAGUUGUCAGAUGAAGGAUAUGAUAACGAGCAUGAAAAAUCGAUCAUAAGCGAUAAGAGGAACUACGGUGAGAACAAAGAAGGUGAUUCUUUUAGCAAAAACGAAGAAUCUGGAACAAACCCAACGAUGGCAACUGAUAACGCUCUAUCGGUUAAUCCCAGUAAUAGUUCAGUUCUUGUUUUUUCUUUUAGCGAAGGCCAACGAGAAGAAAUAGCUAAAUUUGAUGAACCCAUUUUUAGACAUUCAGUGGCUGAUCGUGAGUUCUCCAGCGAAAUCACAACUCCAGCUGGAGAUUUUACGACAUCCGCCAUGGAAGUUAUCCAUUUACAACCCAAUAUUCUGGCUGUGAACUCGCCAACAAUAUUAAAUCCCAUUCCAGUUGUUAAUGAGCCUGACGUCGUUGAUGAAAUCACGACAGAGCCCGUUUUGGAUUUCUUACCUAUUACAGAGAUACCAUCAACUCACGGCCAGUCUUACUAUGAUGAAGAUCCCAACGAUUUCCCUUGGAAGCAGAUAGGUGAUAUUGAAAUCCAAAUAAACCCCCAAACGAAGGAAGUUAUCAAUAUCAAAUCACAAACAAUUAGCGGUGUGCAAUUUAUAAUGGCUACUAGCCACAUACCCAUUUCACUCCAUUCCGAAGAAUCCCAUGUGUUUCCAUGGGAACGGAUAGGAAAUUUUGAAGUUCAAAUGAACCCGCAAACAAAGCAGGUGGUCAACAUCAGAACUCAAACGACCGAACGUACGGAAACGAGAGUCUCCGAUCCAAUCCGCACUCAGUUUGAGCAACACGUUGCCGACUCAAGAGAAGAGAAGAAUGUCCAUCAUCACCCAAAUCUCAGUUCUGAUGAUACUCAAAUUCAAUUGACAACUGAAGUGGUGAUAAACCAAACCGAAACUGUUGCUACGGUUUCUUUGCAAACAACUAAUCCAUUACGUCUACCUCCUCAAGAGUCCGAAGCAACCCACACUGGUAUGAUUGCAGUGGAAUUACCAACAACAAUAAAUAGCAGGAGGACCAGUGUUAUAGAUUCUGGCCAAUUUGACGAGAUUUCCGAAGAAACGGAUGACGAUGUAACAACUAGAAAGAAGCAGGUCGUUCGUGUUGAUGACCGUCUUCGUGCAAUUCGCGUCCACAGGCCAAGUUCCCGCAAUUCCGAAGAGCACGAUGUGUUUUUGCUUCGUUAUGUUGAUGAAGAAGAUGACGUUCCAUUAGAUCUGGAACGUGCCAGAGGGAACAGCCCUAAGAAGAAGAACGUCGUGAUCGUGAAUCGUGAUGAAAGAAGAAUCGGCGGCCAGCGAGGUGACUCCCUAAUCAGGAAGGAAUCCCCCUAUUUUUAUUACCACUAUGACACAUCGCGUGCAUUGACUUCAAGUUCAUGUCAUCUUCCAAUCUUAGUCGGUUAUUUGUUAUUACUUUUUUUUAUGUUGUGACAGAACAGUUUGAUCGAUCGUUUACAUAUCCCACUCCCCAAUAGCUGCAGGCCAUGCAACAACAGUUUUAACUGUCAAUUUCUGUAGCACUUUUUAAUCAUGCUUUGCUCUCAGAGAACGUCCAUAUAACUCACGAAUGUCACCCGCAAUAUUAGACACGCAUGAUGGACAUUACCUCGUACGUGUUAAGGUUCGCCAUGAAGCAAAUUCGCACCGUGAUAAAGCUAAAAAAAGACGAAAGAUGUUUAUAUUGAUCAAACAAGUAGAGUAUUUAAUGUAGUAUUUAUGAAAUUUGAA
Daphnia carinata is the source of this 2861-nucleotide messenger RNA. RefSeq lists its product as uncharacterized. The transcript is spliced from 3 exons. The coding region runs from base 84 to 2564 and encodes 826 amino acids. The record is from RefSeq and is a predicted model, not a curated record. Lineage: Eukaryota; Metazoa; Arthropoda; Branchiopoda; Diplostraca; Daphniidae.